Geosmithia morbida is the source of this 1740-nucleotide messenger RNA. RefSeq names its product torulene dioxygenase. Gene Ontology annotation, biological process: carotene catabolic process. The transcript has a single exon. Lineage: Eukaryota; Fungi; Ascomycota; Sordariomycetes; Hypocreales; Bionectriaceae. Gene Ontology annotation, molecular function: carotenoid dioxygenase activity. Bases 1 to 1740 code for a protein of 579 amino acids. The record is from RefSeq and is a predicted model, not a curated record.
AUGGGCAUCAACGAUACCGGCACCUGGCAACGUCCCCGCGACGUCCAGGACGAGGACAGCGAGCAGUGCAUGGCCAAUAUAGAAGCCGAGUCGUGGAAGUCGUGGCCUAACGAGGCUGGCUUCGUAGGCCUCGACGAGCAUCGUGGACCCGUGGACCUCGUGGUAACGGGUCACAUCCCAUCAUGGGCAGCCGGGACCCUGUUCAGGACUGGGCCAGGCGAAGGCAGGCUGGAGAUGUCCGAGGGUAAGACGCACAACGUGUCUCACUGGUUCGACGGGUUCGGCCACACGCACAGGUUCGACAUCAUACCAUCGCCCGGCUCCGACUCCGGAGGUGACGGCAGCGUCAGCAGCGCGUCGGUGCGGUACUCAUCUCGCAGAAAUUCGCAGGCUCUCAUCGACGACGUGAAGCGGCGCGGGUGGCGUGCGGGCGUGACGUUUGCCCAAAGGGCCGACCCGUGCAUGGGCAUCUUCUCCAAGAUGAUGACGCUCUUCAGGACGCCUCCGCCCAACAACAACGUCGUGGUGGAGAGAAACGUGCCUGGUCCGCUGUCCGUUGCCGACGGCAGCAGCACGGCAGGCUACCGGACGGGGACCCGCAACCUGUUUGUUCUGACCGAUAGCGCCCACGUGCAGGAGAUCGACGCCGACACCAUGGAGCACCUCCACGACGACUCCACCCCGACGAAGCUGCACCCCGACCUGGCCGGGCCGCUGUCGUGCGCUCACCCCCAGAGGGACCCGGUCAACGGUGACCUGUACAACUACAACCUUUCGCUAGGCCGUCGGCCGACAUACCGCAUCUUCAGGACCAGCGUGUCGACGGGCAGGACGGACAUACUGGCCACGGUGACGCCGCCGCUGCUUCCCAUCGCGUACAUCCACAGCUUGUUCCUCACGCCCAGCUAUGUGGUCCUAUGCGCCCCAUCAUCCCACCUCGCCCUCUACGGGAUCAAGAUCCUCAUCAAGCGCAACGUCGCCGAGGCUCUCGAGCCGUUCGACACGUCCAAGCUGAUGAAGUGGGUCGUGAUCGACAGGAAGGGCGGCAAGGGUGUCGUGGCCAGCUUUACCACUCCCGCCGGCUUCUUCUUCCACACCAUCAAUUCCUUUGAGGAGCACGGUGGAGAGGGCCGGACAAGUCUCGUGUUUGACCUCGCCGGCUAUGACGACCUCAGCCUGAUACACGGCACGUAUCUCGAUGUCCUGCUGGACCGGGAGGAUGCCGCUCGCAAGUUCUGGAUCGAUCGAGACGGCCGGCACAAGUGCCACCUCAGCAUCCGACGGUACCACUUCACCGUGCCGUCGUCACCGGACACGGCUGCCACCGGCACGGCUGACCUGGUAUUCUCCAUCCCCGCCCCCCACUGCGGCGAGCUUCCCACCAUCAACCCCGCGCGGGCCACGCUGCGUUAUCGCUACGUCUACUCGGCCGGGACCCGGGGCCUGAGCACAAUGAUGGACUCGCUCGUCAAGACGGAUCUCGAGACGCACGGUGCCCUUCUGUGGAACCCACCUCGGGGACAUACACCUGGCGAACCCAUAUUUGUGGCUAGGCCGGUCGAGGCGGGGGGCACCGGGGAAGAGGAUGACGGUGUGCUCCUAUGCGUGGUUCUGGAUGGCACGGCCGAGAGAUCGUAUCUGCUCGUACUCGAUGCCCGGAGUAUGGAGGAGAUUGGCAGGGCUGAUGCCACGUUUGCCAUCGCUCUCGGUACGCACGGUGUUUAUGCAAAGGAGAUUUGA